Messenger RNA from Rotaria sp. Silwood1, 239 nucleotides. NCBI's taxonomy places the organism in Eukaryota, Metazoa, Rotifera, Eurotatoria, Philodinida, Philodinidae. The record is from the annotation of a GenBank genome assembly.
AUGAAAAAUCAACUAGUUUUCUUUUGGCGAUGUAUAUUCGGUCCAAGAUUAUAUCAAACUUAUCCAUCUGUUAUUUUGCCACCUGGUCGAAAUGAUCAACAACCUGCUCAUCUUUAUACGAAAAAUACUGCAGAAACUCUAAGUGAUAAUGUUUUCUUUGCUCUUAAAUUAUCAAUUGGAAUACUUAAAGUAACUUGGCCAUUAUGUUUAAUUUAUUGUUAUCGUAAAGGUUUACUUAC